Phyllostomus hastatus (greater spear-nosed bat) is the source of this 8148-nucleotide messenger RNA. RefSeq names its product xenotropic and polytropic retrovirus receptor 1 (gene XPR1). The coding region runs from base 196 to 2286 and encodes 696 amino acids. Gene Ontology annotation, molecular function: inositol hexakisphosphate binding. The transcript is spliced from 15 exons. Gene Ontology annotation, cellular component: cytoplasm; plasma membrane; Golgi apparatus. Gene Ontology annotation, biological process: phosphate ion transport; cellular response to phosphate starvation. The record is from RefSeq and is a predicted model, not a curated record. NCBI's taxonomy places the organism in Eukaryota, Metazoa, Chordata, Mammalia, Chiroptera, Phyllostomidae.
GCCAUGGAGAGGAGGAGGAAGAUGGCGGGAGGGCGGCACUGAGGAGACCUCGGCGGCGGCGGAGGAGGAGAGAAGCUCAGCGCCGCGCCGCGCCGGGGCCCAUGUGGGGAGGAGUCGGAAUCGCUGUUGCCGCCGCCGCCGCUGCCGCCGCCUGUAACUGCUGGACCCGAGCGGGAGUGAGGGGGAAACGUCAGGAUGAAGUUCGCUGAGCACCUCUCCGCGCACAUCACUCCCGAGUGGAGGAAGCAAUACAUCCAGUAUGAGGCUUUCAAGGAUAUGUUGUAUUCAGCUCAGGACCAGGCACCUUCUGUGGAAGUUACAGAUGAGGACACAGUAAAGAGGUAUUUUGCCAAGUUUGAAGAGAAAUUUUUUCAAACCUGUGAAAAGGAACUUGCCAAAAUCAACACAUUUUAUUCAGAAAAGCUCGCAGAGGCUCAGCGCAGGUUUGCUACACUUCAGAAUGAGCUGCAGUCGUCACUGGAUGCGCAGAAAGAAAGCACUGGUGUCACUACGCUGCGACAGCGCAGAAAGCCAGUCUUCCACCUGUCCCACGAGGAACGUGUCCAACACAGGAAUAUUAAAGACCUUAAACUGGCCUUCAGCGAGUUCUACCUCAGUCUUAUCCUGCUGCAGAACUAUCAGAAUCUGAAUUUUACAGGGUUUCGAAAAAUCCUUAAAAAGCAUGACAAGAUCUUGGAAACAUCUCGUGGAGCAGAUUGGCGAGUAGCUCAUGUAGAAGUGGCCCCAUUUUAUACAUGCAAGAAAAUCAACCAGCUCAUCUCUGAAACUGAGGCCGUGGUGACCAAUGAACUUGAAGAUGGUGACAGACAAAAAGCUAUGAAGCGUUUACGUGUUCCCCCUUUGGGAGCUGCUCAGCCUGCACCAGCAUGGACUACUUUUAGAGUUGGCCUAUUUUGUGGAAUAUUCAUUGUAUUGAAUGUUACCCUUGUGCUUGCCGCUAUAUUUAAACUUGAAACAGAUAGAAGUAUAUGGCCCUUGAUAAGAAUCUAUCGGGGUGGCUUUCUUCUGAUUGAAUUCCUUUUCCUACUGGGCAUCAACACGUAUGGUUGGAGACAGGCUGGAGUAAAUCAUGUGCUCAUCUUUGAACUUAAUCCAAGAAGCAACUUGUCUCAUCAGCAUCUCUUUGAGAUUGCUGGAUUCCUUGGGAUAUUGUGGUGCCUGAGCCUUCUGGCUUGCUUCUUUGCUCCAAUUAGUGUCAUCCCCACAUACGUGUACCCACUCGCCCUUUAUGGAUUUAUGGUUUUCUUUCUUAUCAACCCCACCAAAACUUUCUAUUAUAAAUCCCGGUUUUGGCUGCUUAAACUUCUGUUUCGAGUAUUUACAGCCCCCUUCCAUAAGGUAGGCUUUGCUGAUUUCUGGCUGGCCGAUCAGCUGAACAGCCUGUCAGUCAUAUUGAUGGACCUGGAAUAUAUGAUCUGCUUCUACAGUUUUGAGCUCAGAUGGGAUGAAAGUGGGGGCCUGUUGCCAAAUACUUUACCAGAGCGAGAAAUUUGCCACAAAUACUCAUAUGGUGUGCGGGCCAUUGUUCAGUGCAUUCCCGCUUGGCUUCGCUUCAUCCAGUGCCUGCGCCGGUACCGAGACACUAAAAGGGCCUUUCCUCAUUUAGUUAAUGCUGGGAAAUACUCGACAACUUUCUUCAUGGUGACAUUUGCGGCCCUUUACAGCACUCACAAAGAACGAGAUCACUCAGACACCGUGGUGUUUUUUUACCUGUGGGUUGUCUUUUGUAUCAUCAGUUCCUGCUACACCCUCAUCUGGGACCUGAAGAUGGACUGGGGUCUCUUUGAUAAGAAUGCGGGAGAAAACACCUUCCUCCGAGAAGAGAUUGUGUACCCCCAAAAAGCCUAUUACUACUGUGCCAUCAUAGAGGAUGUGAUACUGCGCUUUGCUUGGACUAUCCAAAUCUCAAUUACCUCCACGACUUUGUUGCCUCAUUCUGGGGACAUCAUCGCUACUGUCUUUGCUCCCCUUGAGGUUUUCCGGCGAUUUGUGUGGAACUUCUUCCGCUUGGAGAACGAACAUCUGAAUAACUGUGGUGAAUUCCGUGCUGUGCGGGACAUCUCCGUGGCCCCUCUGAACGCUGACGAUCAGACACUUCUAGAGCAGAUGAUGGACCAGGAGGACGGAGUACGGAACCGCCAGAAGAACCGACCGUGGAAGAACAGCCAGAGCAUAUCCCUGCGCCGGCCUCACCUCACUUCUCAAUCCAAGACUCGUGACACUAAGGUAUUGAUAGAAGACACAGAUGAUGAAGCUAACACUUGAAUCCUCUGAAGUCUGGAUUAACACCCUUGGUUUUCCUACUCUACAACUCUUUCCUCGACCAACGCAACCUCCAGCACCUUUCCAGCCGAAAACAGGAGAAGACACGUGACACACUUUCCGAGCUCUUCCAGAUCGGAUCCUAUGGACUCCAAACAAGCUCACUGUGUUUCUUUUCUUUUGGUUUAAUUUUCAUUUUCUAUUUUUAAAACAAAUAUUUACUUCAUUUUGCCAAUCAGAGGACAUUUUAAGGAACAAAAACAGUAUCUUAUGGAUUGUUUACAACCACAAGGACACAGAUACCUAUCAGGAUGAAGAACACGCAUUGCAAGGACCCUCUGCUGGGACGGUACUGAGAUACUUUGGCUUCUGCUUGGCCCGGUUUUGACUGGUUGAAACCGGACAUGGUUUUUAAAUUUUUUGUCAGUGUAUGUGGAGAAUUUUUUCCUUUCCUUCAUACCCAGCGCAAAAGCACUGGCCGCACUUGCAGGAAAAGUGCAACUUAGAGCAGUACCUUCAUUCAUGAAGCUACUUUUUAAUUUGAUGUAACUUUUCUUAUUUGGGGGAGGGUUGCUGGGUGGGUGGGAAAUACGAUGUAUUUGUUACAUAUAGUUUUCUCAUUAUUUAUGAAACUUAACCAUAAAAGAAUGCUAUAACUCCUGUGCAAUGAAGGUGAUAACAGUGAAAGAAGAUGGGGAAACUAAUGUUGGACAGCGUUUAUGAGGGUUUAGUCCACAAUACCUCUUUCAUGAGACAACUUGCACCCGUUUGACCUUUUCUUUUCUUUCUUUUUAAUUUUAAGCCAAAGUUUUAUUACUGAUUUCUUAAGUUGCUGCUGCUUUAGAAUUCUGAGCAUGUCUCUAGUAACAAAGCAUCCACACACUUUCACACAGACGGCUGAAACGUAUCUAAGAGUUCUGAUACCUUUUGUCCCUUUAAGGGGCAGGUGUGGAAUAUGUAUGUAUUCCAACCGUAACAACUAAAAGUUAUGCCUUGUUAAGCUUCAGCAUGUAGAGUAAUUGAAAUAUAACCUUUACUAAUUCUAAAUUAGGAGACAAAGCUAUUUCAGAGACUCUACGCCCUCAUUGGAUAGCUUUUCUUCUGGGCUUACUUCCCUUAGCCAGAAUGUGAUCAAAUUAAGUCUAUCCUGGGGAAACCAUGUUUUUGAGAGCACAGAACAAAUUAGCUUUCCUCUUUCACAUCACACUGAUAAAACAGACCUUGGCAGCCAUUUCUCCCCACAGUUUUAAAGGAUAAACAUUGGAUUUCAUGCCAUCCUAUGAUACAAAGCCUGCUUUUAAAAUUUUCAGGGUCUGAGCUUGGUCAUACACAAAAAGCAUAUUUCUUAGACAUUUCAUACUAUCAUGGUCUGUACACAAUGCCCAUUUUCACUUUUUGUCUUACUUCUUUUGUGUGUUCCUAACCCUAACCCAAAUGAGCCCCAAAACUUCAAGGGAUUAUACUUUCUCGAAUGUGGUUGGCAUUAAAUUUAGCAUUUCAUUAUUUAACAAAAUUAAUAUAAAUACCAAGAAAAGUAAAAUAUAUUUUAAUCUUCCUUUCCCCCAGAUCUAGAUAAAGAUUCCAAAGUAGACAUCAGUGGAUUUGUGAAAUUAAAUUACUUCUAUCAUUGUCAGCUUAAUUUUAGACAAAGGAACAAAAAAGAGAAGAAGGGCAGCUAUUGUCACUUAGUCUUAAAAACAAAUGGCCACUGCCCCUUGAUACACUCUUCACCGUCAGCGUUUCUCCCACUCAGCCUGGUUAUAAUUUCAGGAGAUUACACUACAGUUACUCUUACUGCCAGAAUUCUGUCCAUUAACGGACAAAUAGUUUCUUUUUAAGGAAUUUCUUCCAUCUUUAUUCUGAAAAGCUUCUACAAUGUUCCCUUUCUGAAUAGAGGGUUUUUUUUGUUUUGUUUUUUUCUGAGAUAUCAUACAACUUUUUGGCUUUGAUUGCUUUGCUUUUUGUGUGUGUGUUUCACCAAGCAUGUCCCUUGUCCCAAAACUGAAGAGGAAAAGUUUAAUUACUGAGUUUUAUUUUUCAGUUUAAAUAAAUCGAAUCAUUUAUAAUAAUCAGUGGUAACAAGUUAUUGCCCCUUAAUAGAUUAAAGGUUUGCAUUAAUAAUACCUGAGAUUUUCUUCCUAACUAUUGUUUUUGUACUUUAAAACUAUGGGGGAAAUAAUACUGGUCUGUCAAGAAAUAGCAGUUAAUUAUUGCUGAGUUACAUAAAUAAGUCUGGUGGAUCAGUAAUUUCUUAUACAAAUAAAAUUGAUGGUACUAAUGUAUAUCCACAGCAGUUUGAAUGAUCAACUUCAUUCUUCAUUAGUAAACCUAUAUGAUGACACAUAAAAUCUUACAGAUGACUUCUGACAUAUUAACUAAGUAUGUCCCAUGGCCAAUCUGGUCUGUCUUCAACUGUUACGACUCUGGGCCCUAAUCAGUAUUAUUUAUUCAUAGGUAACAUAAUGUUAGAAUGUAUUUCUUUUCUGGUGUGCUUGUCCUAUUAGCUUAGUCUAUUCUGAAAUGAUAAGGCUUAUGUAACUUUCAGCUUACCAUGACAGACGCUUAAAUAUGUAUUCGAACACACACACACAGCUUGAUGUUCCUUCUAAAGCUGUAAAGAGAAAAGAGGGCUUUUCCUCAUCAGGAGGAAAUAGUUUUGGAGACAGAACAUACAUUUGAUUUUUUUCCUCCAUAAAAAGGCAGUGUGCAUUUUUCUCUCCUCAAUGUUUUAUGUCCUAGCAGUUGUGAAUGCUAUGGCCUACCUAAAAUUUUACUGGAGACUCCUGUGCAGUGAAGCGCUCAGUAGGACUCUUAGGAAGUGAAUAUCACAGAGUCACUUGAAAGGAACAGCAAUCUAACCAAAGGUAAAACUCCAUCUAAUUUUAGGUUUAGAAAAUCUAAUUGUAUUUUAUUUGAGAAUUUCACAAUUUCUGAUAGUUAAAAUACUCCCCAAAGGAACGUAAAGGAAGUAUAAGCAAAAGAAUAAAGUUCAUUUUUCAUUUUAUGAUAGGUAGUGUGGAAAGCAUUGACGUGUGUAGAGAAACUAGAAGGCAAAGGGGCUUAUUUUCUAUGCACAAAUGUGCACCUAUAUUUAAGGCUGCCUUGUGCCAUUAAAAUGGAAUAAUUGAUGAUUUUAUAUCAUACAGGGAGACAACAAAAUAAUCAAAGAUUAAUUAGGUUAUUAAUUAGAUUGUUCUUUAAGAUUGGAAAGAAGUUGAAAACCCAUUUGCAACUUUCUUUUCCAGCACCUACCAUUUUUCUCCCUAAGAAAGUGCUUCCGGUUCAGAAGCAGUGGUGUGAGAGAAUGCCAGCCACCUCGGCAGUAACGUAUAUGGACUCUUAAAGGAGGAAAAUGGGGCCCAGCCCCUAGGACGCAUGGCUUCCCAAUAUUCUCAACAUGAGAGUUCUAAGAAAUGAACCGAGAUUUUACUAGAAGUAAAAUCCACCAUGGUUUGACCGAAGUGCAUUCAUGAUAACUAGAGAAAGCAGUUCAUCCUUUCUUAUCAGGUAAACUAAUUCAGAUUAAGAAUCAAAGAAAAUAAACUGUUACUGAAUCAUACAGGCAUUAGUUAAAGAGAAAUCAAAUAAUCGUGGCGAUGGCAGAGAAGAGAGAGGAUGUUAGAACUUGGAAGCAGAUGCAGGGCAGCUAGGAAGGUCCAUGAGCUCAUGGCAUAGAGGUGAUUGAUGCCUUGCUGCCUCUCCCUCUAGUGGUUUUGCAGCUGGUAGAGACCUGCCCUUUUUUCCCUGCCAUCUUUUUCCAUUACUUUGCAUUAUUCAGGAAAUAGUUCUUUAUGCCAAAUGUAAUUUUCUAAGUAAUGACUAGAGAAAUUUCUUAGUCUAAGGAAAAUAAUUUAGAAAAUAACCUUAUCCAUGGCAUUAUUUUAUUCAAAAACUUAGAAUUCUCUAAAGUUAUUGCACUUUAUUUGGUAAACAAAUUCCAAGUUAUUUUCUUUAAUAAGACUGCAUAAAAUUUGCCUUUCUUAAAAAGUUAGUACUUCUUGCUAUAUAACAUUUAAAUUAUUUAAAUUAAGAUAGCUUCUCAGAUUUAAAAAAUAAUCAUGGUGAAUCUAUGGCUUUGUCAACUGCAGUAUCACCAGGCUUCUCCCUAAUCUAAGUAAAAAGUCAAUAUCAUUACAUUUAAGAUCUGUAGUCACUAGGUUAAGACAAUAAAAGUUCUGGUAGAACUUCAGAAAAAGUCAGGUGAAGGGUAAAUCAAAUUUAUCAGCUUAGUUCAUUUUCUGUUUAUGGUGCAUCUAAAUUUUAUUUUUGGCUUGUGAUGAUAAGCUGAAGCAAGGGGAGUUAAGGUGAGAUUUUAUAAAUUACUGGAACAUAUAUUUCUGCAUUUGAGUUAUCAGUGAUAGUAAAUCUUAAAAGCUAACUUACUGCAUUGAAUUUCAAUCUAUACAAUGUCAGAGCACAGUGGUAAUGUGGGAUAGAGUUGAUUAUAUUAAAGCAUAAGAAAUUUGUGCCCAUCAGUGCUACAAAACUAAUAAAUUGACUAGCACUAAACCACAUUCCACCCACCAAAUAUGAGAAAGUAAAAGCAUCUUCUUAGAUUUGGAAGAGCUUAAUUAAGCGCUGUGAGAAGUUUGGGAAUGGAGAGGAGCUUGCUAAUCGGAAUGGCUCAUAAUGCCUUUCUUGUAUGAACCCGCAAAACUCUUUUAUUGAGUUGCCCCUUAAAACAGCCUUCCAGAAUGCAUAGCUUACUUCUCGAGGAAGAGGAGGGGAGAGGGACAAGAUGAGAGUUUCCCCCGAAGAGGAUCAGUCUAGUAAUUCUCAUCUAACGUGUGUUUCCUUGUAGCAGACCUUUGGUUUAUUUUAUUAAAUCAAAGCCACCUUCAGUUUUUUUAUGGUGCCAUCAACCUAAGAAGGACAAUCAAAUAACCAGUUGUUUGCCUUUGAUUCAGUGUGUCUGCUAAUUACACAGUCUCAUCUGUAUACCUUCAACCCAGUUACUUGACUAAACUUCCACCAUAUUACCUUAGUUCUUCCUACACCCUUUCCUCUGUACCACCACCAAUCAGAAGGAGGAAGACUUAACUACCAGAAAGACAUGGACUUCUACGAAAGAGCAAGGAUUCCAUCUCACUAACCCUUUAUCAUGACCUCUGAAGUCCCCAUCCACACUCCCCUGAUUGUCCUGUAGCAACACCAGCGUGGUGGGAAUAAUCAGAAAGAUCGUGGGGAAUUUCAAAGGAGUAACUGAUCAUGACAUUGUUACUGUUUUGAACUAUAAAAAUGUGAGCCACUCAAUGUUUUCAAAAAGAACAGAACUCUUAAGCUUGAUCACAUUGCAAAGAUUAAUUUCUUGCUAUUUUCCAGAUUAGCACAGAAGCUUGUAUCAAUGAAGAGUAUUUAGGAGGGAAGUAGGGUGUAAAAUGUAUCUUUUUUUCAAACCCUCUUCCUCUACUCAUUUCCUUUCACCCCCUACCACAUUGUGUUGGUCAAAUGAUACUAUUCUAUGAAACCCUGAGCUAUAGUUGUCAAAAGUAACUAUGGAAUGUGAUUAGUCCUCUGUGGGUGCUUCUUUCCCUCUUUUUUUCUCCCUUUCUUUCUUACUCUCUCUACUCUGGUAAAUGGAAAAGGUGACGUCAAAGAAUUGAUGCUUGCUUGGACUCAUGUUGUAUCUGUGACUAUGCUGUUAGCUGUCUCCUUUUUCCUUAUAUGGGUAGAAUUCUUAUGAAGUAUGGAGUUCCCUUCUUGAUAAGUAGGUUAAAUGCACAAUGUGGUACUGUUUUAUAGUUUCUAGAUGGUUGUAUAAAGCAAAAACUUAAUGUGGUUAUGUGUUUUUAAAAGAAAAUAAGUGAUUGGUUAUAAAACUCUGUCCUUCUUUUCAUUAUUACAAGCUCUCCCUGUUUUCCAACA